CUUCUCUUCCACCAUUUCUAUGCGACCGAAUAAACCUCAAUGCAACAAAUGCAGCGAGCGGCUUUUCCCUCUUCGCCGUCAUCAUCUUCUUCCUCCGGCGGCGGCGUAAAGACGGCGGUGGAGGAGACACCGGUGGUGGUGAUUGCCCGGCGAGGUUGCUGUAUGGGACACGUUGUGAAGCGGCUGCUUCAGGGACUGGGGGUUAGUCCGGCAGUGUGGGAGAUCGUCGGAGAAGCAGAGGAGACGGCGUUGAGGGCCGAACUCGGCGAGAUGGGGCCCACCGAAGAUGAGCAGAGAGGGUUUCCGGUGACUUUGCCGGUGGUUUUUAUUGGGGGGAGGCUUCUCGGGGGAUUGGAUCAUCUAAUGGCGGCGCAUAUUUCAGGGGAGCUUGUUCCGAACUUGAAGGAAGCCGGCGCUCUGUGGCUCUAGAACAGAGGAUUGAUCUUUUUUUUUUGUAAAGAAUUUAUGAUUUGGAGGAUUUAGAUACUUGACAUUCAAAAUUUGUGUAUUUACACAGUUAACAUUAAAAAAAAAUAGUACUUUAUAUAUA
This is a messenger RNA of Dendrobium catenatum, 550 nucleotides long. Its product is annotated as monothiol glutaredoxin-S9-like. The record is from RefSeq and is a predicted model, not a curated record. The coding region runs from base 40 to 429 and encodes 129 amino acids. Lineage: Eukaryota; Viridiplantae; Streptophyta; Magnoliopsida; Asparagales; Orchidaceae. The transcript has a single exon.